ACUAGCCAGCCCGCAUUUCGCCAUUUCCCCGCAGCGGAAAAUAUCCCCCAAAUCCCUAGCUAAACCCUCCCCUCUCUCCCCAAUCGCCUCGCCGUGAUCCGUCGCCGUCGCCGCCAUGGCGCUCUCUAAGCCGCUCCUCUCCCGCCUCCUCCCUCUCCCUCUCCCUCUCCGCCCCCACCUCCGCCUCCUCUGCCUCGCUACCGCAACCCCCACCCCGGCCCCAACCCCGGCCGACGCCGACCAGGCCACCCCGACCGACGCCGCCGCCGAGCGCCGCCGCCGCAAGCGCCGCCUCCGCGUGGAGCCGCCCAGCGCACGCGGCGGUCCGGCGCCGCAGCGCGCCCCGGGGGCGCCGCGCCCGGCGUCCAACCCCAACGCGCCCAAGCUCCCCGAGCCGGCCUCCGCGCUCUCCGGCAAGCGCCUCGACCUCCACCGCCGCAUCCUCGCGCUCGUCCGCGAGGACGACCUCGACGAGGCCGCGCUGCUCACCCGCCACUCCAUCUACUCCAACUGCAGGCCCACGGUGUUCACCUGCAACGCCGUCCUCGCCGCGCUGCUCCGCCAGGCGCGCUACGCCGACCUCCUCUCGCUCCACCGCUUCGUCACGCAGGCCUCCGUCGCGCCCACCGUCGCCACCUACAACCUCCUCCUCCAGGCCUACUGCGACUGCCGCCGCCCCGACACCGCGCUCGAGCACUUCCGCCUCCUCCUCAAGGACGACUCCCCCGUCCUCCCCUCGCCCACCACCUACCGCAUCCUCGCCCGCUCCCUCGCUGAGAAUGGGAAGCUUGAACAGGCCAUCGAGCUCAAAGAUGGGAUGCUGGAGCGUGGCCUCGUUGCCCCUGAUCCCCAGGUGUACGCCCUUGUCAUGGGUGGCUUUGUCAACGCCGGGGAUGGCGACACAGUGGUCUCUCUGUACGAGGAGCUUGUUGAGAAGCUCGGCGGUGGGCAGAUUCUUGAUGGGAUGGUUUAUGGGAACUUAAUGAAGGGGUACUUCUUGAAGGGUAUGGAGAAAGAGGCCAUGGAUUGCUACGCGGAGGUGCUUGGGGAGGGUUCGAAGGUGAGGUUUGGGGCUGUGAGUUACAACAUGGUGCUCGAUGCCCUUGGGAGGAAUGGGAAGUUGGACGAUGCGCUCCAGCUGUUUGAUAGGAUGUGCGAGGAGCAUGAUCCACCAAGGAGGAUUGCUGUGAACCUGGGGAGCUUUAAUGUCAUGGUGGAUGCAUACUGCCGGGCUGAAAGGUUCCAGGAUGCGAUUGAGGUGUUUGGUAAGAUGGGUGAGAAGAGGUGUGCUCCGGAUGCACUCUCCUACAAUAAUCUGAUUGACUGGCUUGGGAAGAAUGAACUUGUUGGGGAGGCGGAACAAUUGUACAAGGAGAUGGGUGAGCGUGGUGUUAACCCUGAUGAGUACACUUAUGUCUUGCUAAUUGAGUCCUACUUUAAGGUGGAUAGGGUGGAUGACUCUGUUUCUUACUUCAAUAAGAUGUUCGUUGCUGGCUUGAGACCUAAUGCCAAUGCAUUUAACAAAGUUAUUGGUGGCUUGGUGAAGGUUGAUAGGCUUGAUGAGGCACAGGGGUUUUUUGAUAAGAUGCCAGAAAAGGAAGUCAAGCCAAAUAUUGGUAGCUAUGAGCUGUUGUUGAGGGCGUAUAUUGAUGCUGCGAGGUUGGAUGAUGCAAUUAAGAUGGCCAAGUGUAUUCUUUUGGAUGAGAGUGUUGUGUUUAGCGAUGAAUUAAAGGCACUUUUGGAAGGGGCACUACAGAAAGAUGGGAGAGAUGGGGAUAUGACGAAGUUGUAUGAGGAUGUUGAGAGGGAGAAAGCAGAGGCAGCUGCACGUGCAGCUGAAGAGAAGGCUAGAGCGGAGGCUUUAGCUAAAGAAGAAGAGGAGAGGAAGAAGGCCGAGGCAAAGGCCAAGGAGGAAGCUGCUGCCAGGGCUAGUCGAGCAGCAAUUGAGGCAGUGCUUGGUCGCAAGAAGGAAGGUGAAAAUGAUGAUUCAACUGUUAAUGUUGAGGAGGCGCAGGUUGUUGAGUCCCAUAGUGACACCAAUGAUAUUACAGAAGAGAAUGAAGGUGAUGAUCAGAAGAAAUCUGGUGAUGCCUUGCCAUAGGUCAGACCUUUGUUUCGUUGUUCUAUUCUCAGUUAAUGGUUAGUUUUGUUUCAAUAGUAGAAUUCUAUUUUAAGAGAGUAUCUAGUAGAUGGUUAACUUGAUAAUUUGAAUGGAAAGUUAUUCAAGUUGCUACUGAUUGUAUGCUGGAAUCUUAUGUGCCACAUCGGUCAUUUGGAGAUAAUCAGAUAAAUAUAUUUUUAUCCCUAUGACUGCUAGAAUUUAAA
This is a messenger RNA of Oryza sativa Japonica Group (Japanese rice), 2325 nucleotides long. RefSeq names its product pentatricopeptide repeat-containing protein At3g49240, mitochondrial. Gene Ontology annotation, molecular function: protein binding. Lineage: Eukaryota; Viridiplantae; Streptophyta; Magnoliopsida; Poales; Poaceae. The record is from RefSeq and is a predicted model, not a curated record.